This is a messenger RNA of Klebsormidium nitens, 3620 nucleotides long. Lineage: Eukaryota; Viridiplantae; Streptophyta; Klebsormidiophyceae; Klebsormidiales; Klebsormidiaceae. The record is from the annotation of a GenBank genome assembly.
AGCACUCUAAGAUCUGGGCAUUCUUUCAUUCACCCAGCGCAAAGGAUGCCAUUCCACCACUAGGCAUAAGCCGCUUAUCGAAGGCCUGGGCCGGAGUUAGAGCUCAGGAGCUCGAUGGCUUGCUGCAGCUGCUUUGGUCCCGGCACUCCCAGCAGCUUUCCCCCCAGCGGCAAGAAGUACAGCCGCGAGCUGCAGAGCUUCUCUGAGCUGAUCUACGAUGCGGGCGGCAGAGAGGAGGGGCGCCUGGGGGGGUAUGGCUCCACCACUGGCCUCCUGCGUAGGAGGAGUGGCCCAGAUGGGAGGAACGGGGGGACGGUUGAGCGGCACGCGUCCGCUGUGGAUGACCUGCAAGACACGCUGAGGGACAUGAGCUAUCAUGAACGUGACAAGCUCCUGAGGACAGACCUCCUUCUCUUAGCCCCGGUCGUGCGGGAGCUCUUCCCCUACCUCCCCGAAACUCACUACACAUACGUGCUGCCGUACGCUGAUGAUCUGGAUGAAAGGGCGUCCGACUACCUGGCCAGUGUCCUGGAGAGCAUGCGGAUUGACCUGGGUGCAACGGUGGUCCCGCUGCAUACCACGGGCGACGGCAACUGUUUGCUGCACGCCGCCAGCCGUGGCAUCUGGGGAGUGGAGCUGUUCUCGGACCUGCUGCGCCACAAGGUGUGCGAGGAACUGCAGGACCACCACGAAUGGUACGAGUCCAAGCUUUCCCGAGCAGAGGUUGCGGAGGCGCUGGAGCAAGUCCGUCAGCCGUACCGCUUUCUGUCCAAUCUGCACAUUGUGGCGCUGGCACACGUCAUCCGGCGGCCCGUCAUCUUAUAUGCGUCCCACCGCGACGUGCUCGACUUUGGUUGCGGUUACUAUGGCAUGGCCGGCAUGUUUGGGCCGACCCGCUUCGACGUCGAUAGCUGGUACCCGCGACCGCUCGCCGUUGCGUGGUCCAGUCACGAGCACAACCACUUCGUGCCGUUGGUGUGGAGCGCCAGCCAGGCCCCCGUGGAGUGGCCCGUCCAGGACGAGGGCCCGCGCGCCCCGCGCAUGACGCGCACGAAGUCAUUCGACAUGCACGACCCGUUUGCGGUGCCGCCGGAGCACCGCGCGCUGCUGUGGGCGCGCGCCAGGGGGGUGCCGGUGCCGCGGCCCGUCUUUGUGCAGAGGCUGGUAGAACAGAUCCGGCAACAGGUGGUGCAGCUGCAGGGCCACAUGCUCGCGCGCAUGCUCGACUCGGGGGCCUUGGACCAAAACCACCACGAAGAGGGCAACCAGGACUGGGCGUCAGCUCCGCUGCAGCCCCCCCCGGCUUCUUCGAUCGCCCUUUCUUUCGCCCCCUACGAAGCCCAAAACCCCUCCCAUGCAAACGGGCGCAGUCAUGCCUUUGAGUACGAGAAAAGUCAACAGAACGGGGACGUUUUCGAGGCCCCCGCGCCCCCUCCCUUCCAACCGGCGUUCUUCGCAAACCCCCUCCACGCCCCUGCCGAGCAAGGCGCCGCGGCGAGCCCGUUCGACCCGUUUGACCCCGCGGUUGGUGCGACUAACCCGUUUCUUAACCAGCUGCCCCGCUCAGGCACGUCGUAUAGCGAUUCCACCCCGGUAUCCUGGCCCCCUCCGAAGCAUGACACCGAAACGUACUCCACGGUACGGCACAACAACCUCAGCAGCCACGUGGCUGCCUCCUCAGUCGAGGGCAGCAUCUCUGUCGACCCGCACGUGUACCACAGCAAACCGCUCGGGAGGAUUCAAACCGGGUCCCAAGCGAGCGCGGCGCACCAAGAAACGGGGCCGGGGGGGAGUCCCCGACCGGCCAACCGGAGCCCCAGAACCCCAAAGCCGGGCUCGGUCCUUAACCCUCUGUCAGAACUUAACCCUCUAGCCGCUCUUAAUGGCUCCACACAAAUUGACCACAAUUCCGCAAGCCCAACCAUUCGUACGCCGAAAUCGGACACGGGGCUUGGUCUUGCAUCCGGUGAUGCUGUCCGAAACUCAAAGUCGCCGUCCGGAGAAGGGGCGAAACGGCGCGCUUCUGAAGGGCCCUUCGCGGAUCCGGUGGUUAAGCGGACUGCCCGACGGUUGUCCGCCGAACCCCCCUCACAUGACACAGCUCAGAGAAGGUGGAAAGUCGCUUCGCACACGAUUCGGGGCGCCGUCCGGAUGCGCCGGGCAGCUCUGGCGGUGAAAGUGGAUCUGCCGGCGGGGCUCAAAGGGGGAUCCCCCUGGUGGAAGCCCGGGGGAGACGAGGGAAGGCUAAAAGUUCGGGAAGGGGAGGACCCGAUCCUGCGGGCGCAGGCCAUCUCUCGUUCUCUCAGCACACGGACAAGGAUCCCGUUGCAGUCACAAGCGUCCGGUGAGGGCGGUAUUCCGGCGGAUUCGGAAGGGAACGGAAGCGCUCUGGCGACCGUGCCGAAGCCAGGGGGCCAGCUUAUGAAAAAAGUGUCGGGCGAUGUGCUGGUGCACAGUGGGCAGUAUUUGAAGGACGAGCGGGGGCGCGUGGUGUGGGUAUCGCUGGCGAAGCAGAUUACGCGGAAACUGGAAGGCGUCGCGGUGGCGGAUGCUGCGCUGCAAAUACUGGCCAAGCCUUGCCCCAUGCACCACUACGCGGCAGCGGCAUCGCGGCAGCCCGAGAUUGCGAUGCUCGCCGCCACAAUGGUGCGGCUCGCGGCAGAAUACCGGCUGCUCACGGCGAAACCGCUCCCAGGCAUCCGAGUCUCUCUGCCAAACGAGGACGACCUAUUCGUCUGCCACGCUGUCCUAACCGGUCCCCAGGGCACUCCCUGGGAGGGUCGCUUCUUCCCGGUCGAAAUUCACGUGCCUCCCGAAUAUCCUCGGAGGCCCCCCGACAGUGUGCGCUUCUUGACCGAGAUAUUUCACCCUAACGUCGAUCAACAUGGAGUCCCGUACCUAGACUUUGUAGCUUCACGGAGUGCGAAGCCGGGGUCGAGCCCGACCCGGGAAGAGCUGGUGAGUACAAGGAAGGGAGGGGCAAAAGAACUGGGAAAAGAUGGGGAAAGCCGGAGCGGUGAGGUAGUGUCUGCGUCAGCUGGUGAAGAACUAGGAGGGGCGGAGAGCCGCACGGCCGACGAGAUCGUUGUUGCCGCGGAACGGCUUCUGUCCGUUGCGAGUCUGAAUGCGGAGUCCGAAUCGGGGGAUGCGUGCUCGGGAACUAGAGAGGGCGGCAGCGGUGCAUAUGACGGAAAAGGGCAGAGGGGACGGCAGUGGGAUCCAUACCAGGGGCUGAGCUUCGUCUUGAAGAGCGUACAACAAUUGCUUUGGGAUGUGGACCUAGAGAACGUAGUAAACAAUGAGGCAGCGGCUUUGUUCCGCCAAGAUAGAGCGGAGUGGGAGCGCCAAGCGAGGCGAGCUGCCCUCGCCAGUGGAAUAUGUCACAGUAACAGCUGAAAGCUUCUCUUGAACACGAUUGCUUCCUUACUGUCAAAAAAUCCGGAUCUGGUGGCUAGCUAGGAUUUAGGGGCUGCGAUCCGUGCCUCGAGAUGCGGAAUCUGCUCAGCAUAACUGCUUACUCGAGAUAGGUACUGUACAAAACACAGUCCUAUGGGAUAUACAAUUUGAUCGACAAGGACUCCUUGAGAUUGCAUGAUUGGUAGCCGGCGGCCUGCAAUGAU